CCAACUUCCCCCUACUUCUAGCCCACACACUGCUGUGUUUGUGUGCCAAUAGUUUUUGGAUCAAAACGUGUCGUUUGAUGCUCUAAACCAGGAGGUAGAGGAGCGACACGUAGCUUUGGUGGGCUCCACUUCAAAACGUGCAGACCACGAUUGUACUGCAGGAGGGCUCUGCAAACGUUCUGCUGCAAUGAUCGCAUUCGACGCAGCAGAGAAGAAGGUUACAGCAGGGGCGGGGUUUUGAUAUCUCCCUGAACAAUCUGCCGUCAGCUUUUAGUAAAUACCAAAGAGACGGGUUGAACAGCUAUUAUUGUCUGGGAGGCUAAAAAUGGACCAUAAAGUGAUACAGAUUCUGAUGAUUUUACUGUUUUAUCCAGAAACCUCUGCUGCUGGAGUUAAAGAUGUGAAUGAGGGAGACCCGGUUGACAUCAACUGCAAGCUUCCAGACACGGGGACCAUAGUGUUUUGGUUUAGGGCGGUGGAUGGAGCAGAGAUGGAAUUGAUCGGGUCAUUCAGCACUAACGGUCAACCGAAAGCACCUAGAGACAACUUCAACAGGGACUUUAGUCUAAAAAAGCAAAUGAAUGAUUUUGUUUUAACGGUGAAGUCCUUCAAGAAAAGGACCGACAGCGGGCUCUACAGCUGUGCUGCUCUAACAGGCGGAAAUAAACUAACAUUUGGACCAGUAACUCAACUUAGAGGAAAACCUAAACCAACAACACCACCACCACCACCACCAAGAGAUGUCACCACCAGGCAGAUGUCGACAACCCCGAAAAACUGUCUUUGCAAUGAUAAGUCAACAGCAGUUCCUUUCAUGUUUUGUUCUCCAAUCGUGCUGGGCUCACUGGCUGGAGGCUGCGGCCUUCUUCUUCUGCUCCUCAUCAUCACGGUUUUAUACUGUAACAAUAUAAGAACUCGACGAUGCCCUCACCAUUACAAAAGAAAGCCGAGGACGACGGCUCUUGAAAAACAAAUGAUGACCAACAGGCACAUCUGAACUUGAUGCAGUAAUUUAAUUUGCACUUCUACAAAGUGCAGUUAUAGUUCCCUUUUUCUCAGAAAAAUUUUUCUUUUUUUUUUUUUUAAAAAAGACUUUGCCAGCUUGGGAAAAAAAAAAAACAUGUUCAAUGCAUGCCAGAAAAUGUGAUCGAAGCUUUUUUCGAAUCCUUUUUUUUUGUGGUCGUGCAGUUUUCACUGUGAUGGAGAUUAAUGUAAAAAGUAUUUACCGCCAUGCUUGCAUUUUCUGAAAUAAUCUGACAAGUGAUGAAAAACUUGCCCAAUCCAAAUGUAUUGCUGAUGUAACUGAGAAUAUAUAAUUUUUAUGUUA
Molecule: messenger RNA, 1327 nt
Organism: Fundulus heteroclitus (mummichog)
Lineage: Eukaryota; Metazoa; Chordata; Actinopteri; Cyprinodontiformes; Fundulidae
Gene: cd8a
Product: CD8a molecule
Exons: 6
Coding region: 326-997 (223 amino acids)
Source: RefSeq, a predicted model, not a curated record